GCGGGAAAUUUUUUUCGAAAAACUUCUCGAAUCGCUCUCGCUCUAGAGUUGUGUGCGUUCAGAUACUUAAGGGUUUCGUGGGAAAUGGAAGGAAGCGAGAGCGAGGCGAUGUUCGAGUCGCUGAACCUGAAGCCCCAGCUUUUCAUCAACGAAGUCGUCAACAGCGUCGACGAUCUGCUCGACGAAGCCCUCCUCUUCUAUCAUCAACGAGCAUCGAAUGUUCUGGGAACCGAGGGCUCGGACAGGGCUCGAGAUCUGGGCAAGGGUGUUGCCUACUUGCACAAUAUGAUUCAAUCAGUUCUGGAUAAGCAUCUUGGUAUGUGGGAGAAGUACUGUCUUCGCCACUGUUUUAGUGUUCCCGAAGGAUUUUCUUUUCCCAAAGAUAAUACAUCUGCUGGUGACAUUCCUUCAUCUCAAGAUCCAAUUGUUGAUCUCGAGCUUCAAGAGCAGUUGGACUCAUUGAGAAACAGACUAGUUUCGGUUAUAAAGGAGUCUGCUGAGCUGAAUCAAGAACUAGAAGUACUUGAAAGGCAUGCUGUCUCAACUGACCAGUUUUCUAAGGUUGUUACUGAAGCACUGGAAUCCACUAGUCAAAGCUCUCUGCACGACACAUUCCAAGAGAUGAUGAGAACUGCAGAUGAACUUCGGUGUAAAAUAGCAAAGUUCAAGACCAGAAGGAUGGAAGAGACAGAGAACUCUAAGAAAAUGAGAUUAGACCAUCAAAAGAACAAUUUCUCUAUGGUAGAUCGUAGCCUCUGCGGUGCAAAGCUGGAAGAUCUUCAACACUUUUUGACCGAUUUGAAGAAAAUGUGAAUUUUGAUGAUCUUUGCAGUCAAUAAGUUCUUAUAAUUGCAGAAUGGCUCGUGUGUACUAUAUAUCCAACAGGGUUUUGUCUAUAAACAAGGUUGCUUGACUCUUGACGAUUAUAAAGCAAUUGUCGUAGCAAGUAGGCCGCUUUGGAUUGAUAGGUCUCCUCGUGCGGAAACCAGCAGUUUAGGUCCUGGGAUGGUGUUCGUGUAAUGUCAUCUUGCAAAACAGCUAUGGGCGGCCCAGGCACAGAUUGACCCGACCAGCUAUGGGCCGGCACAAUGUUGAAGGAAAAACAAAUACGACCAUUGUUUUAGGCUUUUAGGGCUGAUUUGGAAUAUGAAAAUGAUGCUUGUUUUUUGCGAGUUGAAAGAAUUUUAAUAAAUCCUGGAUCUGGAGUUGAUUUCAA
Messenger RNA from Syzygium oleosum, 1216 nucleotides. Its product is annotated as protein MIS12 homolog. Lineage: Eukaryota; Viridiplantae; Streptophyta; Magnoliopsida; Myrtales; Myrtaceae. The transcript has 7 exons. Bases 85 to 813 code for a protein of 242 amino acids. Gene Ontology annotation, biological process: kinetochore assembly; mitotic cell cycle; protein localization to kinetochore. Gene Ontology annotation, cellular component: nucleus; chromosome, centromeric region. The record is from RefSeq and is a predicted model, not a curated record.